This is a messenger RNA of Rotaria sp. Silwood2, 1527 nucleotides long. NCBI's taxonomy places the organism in Eukaryota, Metazoa, Rotifera, Eurotatoria, Philodinida, Philodinidae. The record is from the annotation of a GenBank genome assembly.
AUGUCCUUCGAGUGGACAUCACAACCGUUAUCAAUAAAAUCAAUUGCAGCUCAAUAUUCGUUACCAGUUGCUAUUCGAUCGGCACCCGGUUUUCGUGGUUCGACUCGUCCAAUUAUUUUACAUUCCAUAUCUCGUAUUACAUUUGCAUUUGGACGUGCUUUGAGAGCUAGCAAAUCAGCAACAAAUGGAUAUGUUUCGUAUGCGCCAGUCGAUUCAGAAAUAGUCGCUAUACCUUUGAAAUAUCCUGGAUAUUUUGAAUGUUUACCAUCACAUAACAUUGGACAACUGACUGGUGUUAGUCCUGAAAAGAGUAUUCAAACAGUUGUCGAACGCAUGCAACUGGAUCAUCGACCUCAAACAUUUUAUAUAGCAUCACCUAUGCGUGUCUAUACAGUUGAAACUAAUGAUAGAGGUGUUUCCAGUCGUAUAUGGCACAACGUUGAAGCUCAUCAAAUAAUCUUAUUCAACAAACUUGUUCAUGUUGAAUAUACUCCAACAAUAAACGAUAAUUUAACAGAUGAUGAUUAUGAAUUUUCAUGGUGGUUUUGUUUUGGUAGACAAAUAUUAAAUCGAAAUGAAUAUGCAUUAAAGUGUCGUUUAUCACAACAACAAAAAUGUUAUGUUCCAUGUUCAUCAACAGAUGAAGUUAAUUUAAUACCUGUUGGUCAACAUGGUUCAACUAAUGUAAAUAAAUUACAGACAAUUUAUAAUCUUAUUGAACAAUUUCCAACUCCUUUGAAUAUUAAAUUAGCUCAACUACCUGGUUCAUAUACACAUCAAGAUUUCAGUGGUAGUUUACAAGUAUUCGGCUCUCAUUCUGAAGAAUUCGCUGUAUGUGCAUCAUUAACAUCAUCACAUAUUGCUGUCAUUCCAAAAAAUACUCCACUUAAAUUUGUUGUUUCACCAUUAUCAUCAUUAUCAUCGGAAAUUCGACUGAUUCUAUCAAGAUGUCAAAUGUUUGUACAAUCAUUUGAUAUGCAAAUUCGCCGUAUUCUUGUAUCGUCUCAUCAUAAUGCUUCAGCCCGUCGUGUUCGUUCACGAAAUCCGAAAACUCAAGCAGCUAUUGAAAAUCAUUUUAAACAGUUAAAACGAUCAUGUAGUGCUGAUCCAAAUUCAUCGAAAAAAGAUGAUCAAGCAACAAAUACAACCGAUGAAGGUUAUCGUUCAGGUUCAUCAGCAACUAAUAAACGAUAUAAUUAUAGAAAACAACGAGCUGUUAGUUUUGAUCUCGAAAAUAGUUCACAACAUACUCAGCGUCAAAGAAGAUCAUCAACAGGUGAUAAUGAAAAAUAUAAUUUACUUUCUCAUCAUGUUCAAAAAAACAAAGAAUCAUCAUCAUCAUCUCCACCUCCACCUGCAUUACCAAAAAAACCACCUAAUUUUCCUUAUCCAACAAUGCCAUUUACUUAUGAUAGUGGAAGCAAUAUAAUUGAAGAUAUUGAUUCAUCGAAUGCGGAUGGUUCCAUUGUAAUGGAUUCAAGUCAUGAACUAUUUUUAGCUUUACCAUCUCAUAGUCGAUUUACAUGA